AGAAGAAGAAGAAAAAAAAAGCCCAGCAUGCAUCACGUUAACAGAUUGAAUGUGCCUUUUUUCCCGCCUCUUUAGCUGAGCUGCUCUGACUGGUGACGACUGAGCAAAGACGAAAACACAAACAGUCCGGCUGUGAAGAAAAGGACAAAAUGUCAGAGAUGAUUUCAGAGACAGAGUGGAAAGAAACCCUGACCCUCAUCCUGGAGGAACUGAGGUCACAACAGUUCACAAAGAUGCUGGAAAUGUUGGAGAAAAUCCCCAGAAGUGUGAAGACUGAAAGGUCCAGAGAAGAGAUGCCCAAAAUCAUCAUCGAGCACUACGGAUUAGAGGGUUCCAUCUCUGCAAUCGCUGAUGUAAUGGAUCUGAUCCCGCGGCGGGAUGCGAGAGUCCAGGACCCGCUGCACACCUUUGUGAAGAAGCUGAGGAAGAAACAGAAGAAAGAGACGAAGGGGAAGAAGCGGAAAUGCGAAAGUGACUUGGAUUCAAAGGAUAACAAGAAAGAGGCUGCAGCCGGGUUUAUGAAGAACGGUAUCAUAAGUGACUCAGACUCCUCGGAUGAGGAGCGAGAGGCUGAUCAACAGAAGAGCUGCAAAUCUGACAAGGAGAACAUUCCCUCUUGGAGGAAAACCAUCCAUGAUCUAAGGAACAGUGAUGGCCUCUGUCAAAAACCCAUAGUUGGGAAAAUUGUGCAGAAAUCUGCUCUGCGUAUCUAUGUAACUAAACAGAAGGUGAAAAGGUUCUUCUUUUAUGUGGCGCUUGCUGAUGAGACAAACUGCAUUAAAGCAAUGGUUUAUGGAGAAGAACGCUUUAAAAAAAUCACGGAAAAGAAUUUCUACAUGUUCAGAAAUUACAAAAUGGAAAUGUGUGAUUACACUAAUGAGAACAACAUGAAAGUGUUUAAAGACAGCACAGUGUCGAGGACGCCCCCUGUUGAUGUUCCAGAGGAGCUGGAGGUGGAAGCUCAGAUGCUCAUUUAUCGCUACAGUCCUGUUUGCUCCAUCGCAAAGGCCAAAUUAUUUGAUGCCAAAACAUUAGUGAGCGUUGAAGGAACUGUAACAAAGAUCGAUCCUGUUGAACACGUCAAACUGAAAACCAAACGGGGGAAGAAAGAGAAGCGAGACUUCAUCCUUAAAGACGACACUGAUUCCAUCAGGAUCACCCUGUGGGGCAAAGACAUCCAGCAGUUCAGAGAUAAAUCACAUGGAGACUUUGUCCGAGUGACCAACGUGAAGACCAGUGUCUACUAUGACAUGGUGUCGCUGAACUCAACUGAUUACACCAGAAUUUUGAAGAUCCAAAAUGCUGAAGUCCAGAACGUGACGUUCAAGAUUAUAGGAAUCACAGCCACCAACAAGAUGGAGACUCACCUGGAGGCAGAGAUUAACGGCCAGGUGGAGACAUUCUUUGUGGAGUCUAAACUCCUGGCAAAGGCGGUUGGUGUCAGACUGGAGGGGGACUUUGAGGAAAGGCUCCUUCAGAACAUGCCCUUCUCAGCAGAUGUAGUAUUACAAGGAAGCAAGAUUAAUAAAAUCACAGCUGCUGAAAAGAUGUAAAAAUAACUUUCAUUAUUCAGAGUGGACGGUUUCCUGUUUAUUAGUAACUGAAGAUGUGCAAACAGUCAGAGGCAGAAAACCUGCUGGUACAAUGUCAGGAUACUAGACAAGGACUUUUCCUCUUCUGCAUUUAAUUUUAAUUAAUGAGAUUAUUUUUCACUUGUGUCUGUUGGUUUGUUUAUUUGUCAGCAGGUUGACACAAAAAUUACAAAAACAAUUUCCAGUAAACUUGGUGGAGGGAUGGGGGAGGGGCCUAGGAAAAGAGCAUUAAAUUGUGGUGGUAAUCUGGUGAAAUAUUUUUAUCACUUUUCUUAACAUUUCUUAACAUUUUGUCAGAAAACAAUGUUUUGAUCAGACGUAUCCAGACAAUAAUCAUGUAAUAAUCUGGAGGUAUGUGCCAUUCUGGUUUUAUGGAUACCUACACUCACUGAGCACUUUAUUAGGAACAUCACCUCAUACUGGGUAGUUCCUCCUCUGCUCUCAACCAAUUAGAUCUUCAUGUCAUCGAUCCACCAGAUGUCAGAAACUUUCCUUUGAGAUACUUUUAUUUUCAAGAUUUUAAUUAUGUUUAACCUGUUUUUAUUUUUAUCAGAUUCAUUGUUUGUUAAACUGUGGUUAAACUUUGUUUGUUUUAUUUCCACAUAUACUGUUUGUCAUUAUGAUUAUAUUUGUCUGUUUUUGAUGCACUUUGAUGCAAAACUUGUUUUUAGCUUUCCUUGACGGUUUUGAUGGUUUAUUCUUUUAAUACAUCUAUGAAAAAUUUCUUUUAAGAUUCACCAUAAAGUCACAAUCAUAAUAUUGUGUAACUGAUUAUACUGUUUUUUUUUUAGUA
This is a messenger RNA of Seriola dumerili (greater amberjack), 2385 nucleotides long. RefSeq lists its product as uncharacterized. The transcript has 9 exons. Lineage: Eukaryota; Metazoa; Chordata; Actinopteri; Carangiformes; Carangidae. The coding region runs from base 150 to 1553 and encodes 467 amino acids. The record is from RefSeq and is a predicted model, not a curated record.